CCAACAACCUUCUCCACGCAUCCUUGCUGUCGUUGGCACGAGCGUUGCGGUGUGGUGCAGUGCAGGCCGCAAAAAGCUGCCCACAAGCAAGGACAGCAAGCCUGAUUCCCGCUCCAGUAGCCAUCAAACUGCCAAUUUCUGUUAGGAGCUACAGUGUUAUUGUAGGUGCUCUUUAUGGAAAGCCAGAACGAGGCGCUCAUUAGGUGGCACUGCCUGUGGCGGGAGUCGAAGGAGUACGUACCAGCACUUUCCUGUACCGAACCAGCUCCGUCUCCCUCAAGCUGGCUCAAGGCCCCCUCUCGCACCCCGCACACGAGGCGGUUCGGCAACGGAACAUCGUAGCAAUGGCGCGAGAUAGGGGUGGUGCCAGACCGAGACACAUGGCGUCGAGUGGAUGGGCCAUCGGGAAUCGCGGCGGAAGUGUUGCUGCCCGCGGCAAUCCCAAGGGCCGCGCUGAGAGGCGGCGGCCGAACAUCGCGCUUCACAGCGUUGCUCGCGCCGCAAACAGCGGCGGGCACAGCAUUGGAGAGGGGCGGAGGACAGCCACAGAGGAGCAGCACGGCGGCUGUGGCAAGCAGUUUCAGUGGAGGGGCAGCAGAGGCACAGCCAGCGCGGGUGAUAGCAAUGAUGACGCUGACGAUGGCGGUAAUGGUAACAGCACACGUGGCGGGUUGGUGCUGGCGGAGAUUGCUGCCGCGGCGUGAGUGAAGCGAGCUGCUCGAGAGGCGGCAGCGCAGCGCAUGGCAGGGGAGCAGCGCAUGGCGGGGGAGCAGCGGGGAAGUGCGAGGAAGCAGGGGAGUGGGGCGAGGAGACGGGAUGUGGAUAAGGCAGCAGGGAAAGAUGAUGAGCGGUCGUAUGGCGAGCACAAGAAGUUGAUUGUUAUCGAGCAGCACGCGGAGGCUUGUAAUAAGAGAGAGUCAAAACCAGAUGCGGCAGCAGCAGCAGCAAGAGCAGCAGCAGCGGCAAGAGCAGCAGUAAACGUGAGCAGCGAUGGAGAGAAGGAAGAGGAGGUGAGCAGGGACCCAAUAGAGCCAGCGGCGAUUCCCACAGUGGCUCUGGCGCUGCUGGCGCCGCUGGCUUGCGCGGGGGAGGACGUGGCACACGGCAUGUGUGUGAGCAGGGAGUGGCGGCGCUCCCUCACUCACUCCGUGCUCUCCUUCUCCCUCCUCUUCCACCCUCACUCCCUCUCAUGGCGCCCCUCCUUCCGUGACCCCGCCUGCCCCUCCCUCACACGCCACUGGAACCCCGCAGCUUUCCAGGCCCCCCUGCUGAUGGCAGGGGGAAGUGACAGACAAGGCAACCAGAGAAGAACGCAGGAAUUUGCGCUCAGUGUCAGGUGCAGCAGCGAGUACAGGAGCAGAUGGGAGUAGGUGGUGUGCUCAGUGGUGCUUCAGUCCGCCAUGCCCUUCCCCUGCUCCACCGCACUGCAGCCCGGCAGUGUGGCGGACCGCAUGCUCUACUUCUCGCUGCUCUCGCUGCUCACAGCUGUGCUCACCAGCUGAAGGCAGAGCUCAGGGGGCCAUCUCUGGCAGCCGGUGCUGCAGCUGAGGUCCCUGCGCACUCUCAUUCUCUCCCCCUCCUUCCUUGAGUCAAACUCCGACUUCCCUUACUACUAUGUGCCGCCUCUUGGCCUCCUCACUGCACUGCACACCCUACAUCUGACCUUGAGUGGCUCGAGAAGGUCGUCAUACAUGGGUGAGUCCAAGAUGCGCUUGUUCGGUAGCAGCUGGUGCAAUGAGUCCAUCGUAUCAGAAAGUCAACGUGACGUUCCGGGCCUUUGAUUCGUAUGCGAUGGCUCAGGAUUUUUGCUGAUUUGACAAGCGUUUCCUCGGUGUUAGGAUUAAGGACGGAGUCUAGGUGAACUUUGGAGCUAGAAUUACUAAAAAUAGAAAUCCGAAAUUCUG
This is a messenger RNA of Closterium sp. NIES-67, 1904 nucleotides long. The record is from the annotation of a GenBank genome assembly. NCBI's taxonomy places the organism in Eukaryota, Viridiplantae, Streptophyta, Zygnematophyceae, Desmidiales, Closteriaceae.